CUCGUAACAGUCCGACACGGUAUCAGUCUUCACUGCUUUGAAUUCGCCACCUCUCACCCCAACUACCCAGACGAGCAGCAACACUGAACACAGUCACCGAGCUCGCGCUCUCCGCCUGAGACAACAAAAGGAAAAAAAAAGAAAAGAAGAACAAGUUCGGUCCAGGUUUUCUGUCGACUCCCGAAACACAUCUGGGGUUCCUGAAUCUGUUUUCCGAGAAGUGAUUGCAAAUUGUUCUUUAGUUUUACAGUCAGUAAAAAAAAAAAAACAAUUUCUCUUUGGUUUCACCCAGAACACAUCCCAAAGGAUAAACUAUAGAAAGAUUGCGCUGAAAGGAGAUAAAAUUUACUUAUAAAAAAAAAGGAGAUAAAAUUUGCAAGUAAUACUUAAGAUGAGCCAAGCCUACCAAGGGAGCAACCCUGAUGGCUCGGCAGAUGUCCCCAUGAAGCGCAAAAGGGGUCGUCCGCGGAAGUAUCCGAGGCUAGAUAAUGGGGAGAAAGCUCAUGUUGCGAAGGAUCAGAGUUCAAACCGUGGGGUGAAUGGUCGUGUCCCUCCUGUGUGUGAAGUUGUGAAUGGAAAUCAGCCCCGUCAGGUUGAUUCAAUUAGUGAUGCAAAUGAUGACAUGGUGGGCCAGGGAGUUUCUGGUGUCAUUGAGGCAGGAUUCGACGCCGGAUAUUUGCUGAGCGUUCGGGUUGGCAACUCCGACACCACUUUGAGGGGUGUUGUCUUUAAGCCUGGACAUUUCAUUCCUGUUUCAGCUGAGAAUGAUGUGGCCCCAGACAUUCGAAUGAUCAGGCGCAAUGAGAUUCCCCUCCCAGCACAAACUUAUACUCAGGUCCAUGGCUACAACCCUCAAUACAGAGAAAGGCAAAAUUUCAAAUCUCCAAGAAAUGGAAAUAAUUCAUUUCAGGUGCCUGGAGUAGCACCUGAGUCUGCUAGCCUUGUGGCCUUCAAAGGCAAACAGGCUUCUUCAGUAGUCCCAAGGGGCAAUGUAGUGCCUCUGGUGCUCAAACCUGCUAGUGGGGUAGCACUUGCAAACCAACCAUCUCCAGUUGCUAUCCAAGGUGCUCCUUUGGUAGCCUCAAAGAGCAAACAGGUUGGAGGUGCUCAAUCAUCAGAUGCUUCAACCCUCAACAACCAAGUACCAACAAUUGGAAACCAAGCACUUACUUCUCCACCUCAAGCCAGCAACCAGGUUACACCAAAAGAUUUGCAAAGUGAAAAUGUUUCGUAUAUUCAACCUCCAGCAGAGGUGCUACCCGAUUUAGAAGGCACAUCAGCAAGAUUGCCUGGCAUGCCUUCGGAGAAUCUAUCGACUGAGGUCAGCAAGAGAACUCAAGCUCCAUCAGAGUCAGCGAAGAGUGAAAUUGAUAGUAGUGGGUCUGCUGGUAAAAUGUCAGUUAAAGUUUCUGGCCAUGGUCAGAAAGAUGAAUUUAAUGAUAUGGAUCAGCCCCUCUUAAUUGAGCCCCUGCAGGCGGUACAGCCUAAUCUUCAGAACCAGCCGGGUCCCUCUUUAAAACCUAUUGAGAAUAAUAUAACUGGCAAAAUGACUGAGCUAUUGCAGGUUUUGCAGGAAACCUCAAUGGAGAACCAGCAGCCAUUAAAAGCUUGUGGACUGAAGUUAGAAGAACCAAGGAGUCCGGAAACUAAUCAUGGAGAUAAAGAUAUUGAUCAUACGAAGAAAUAGUCCGGAAAAUCAAGUGCCUGAUUGAACAGAAUCCACUUUGAACUGGUAUCUUGUAUAUGCAAUUUUCGCAAGUAACUCACAAGAAGUUCCAGAUUGACUGACUGGAAUUAGUCAAUUAUGGAGAAGCAUAUAGGAAAAUUAGACAACUAUGUGGAAGGUUGGGAUCUUAAAAUAGGAAAGGGCUGGCAGAGGAUCCAUAUUUGGUUACGCCUUCGGGAUCCGACCUUGUCACUUUGUGCCUUUUCAGCUUGUAGUUCUUAAGUCUUCUUUGCUCAUAGUGCUUGUAAUUUAGUUACAAUGAAUAGCCUCUUGUUGGGUGCUUGGUACCGCUCGUAUGCAUACAUUACAAUUGAAAAAUUUCCGGUUAUAAUCAAAUAUGGUAUGGCGUUUCAUGG
Messenger RNA from Juglans microcarpa x Juglans regia, 2082 nucleotides. RefSeq lists its product as uncharacterized. The coding region runs from base 392 to 1687 and encodes 431 amino acids. The record is from RefSeq and is a predicted model, not a curated record. Lineage: Eukaryota; Viridiplantae; Streptophyta; Magnoliopsida; Fagales; Juglandaceae. The transcript has 3 exons.